AUGGAUCCCGUUCCUGCGACUGUCGAACCCUCUGUCAAGUCUAAAGAUGGCUCUGAACCUCAAGUUCACAUCAGUGAACUGCCCUUGGAUAGAACUCGCGGAGGGUAUGCGUCAUCCAAUCUGCGACGCGCCAAUACGGUAGCACAAGGAGGCAAUAUAAUCAAGCGCAAUUUGGAAUUGAAGGCAACUCGAGACAGGACGGCAACGGCAACUACGGGGGUGCGUGCCAAGGACAGCCAUGAAUUGUUACGGAAAACACCACUGCAACGAUCUCAGACGCAUCGCGGCCCACUCGAGGCGCGUCCGGCCCCGCGCAAAGCAGGUCAUUUUACGGUUGGAAGUGUCGGCCAGAAUGGAAAGAUCUUUCUCAGGCCGAUUGCAAAUCCGCCGCAGAAAGCCUCUCCAGUAGUCCCCUUCUCCUCCGUUGAUCAAGUGAUGAGUGACCGUCCUCAGCCGCAAAAACAAACCCAUCUCCGAGAUGAUCCUUCGCGCUGGUCAAGCUCCCAGCUCUCAGAAUUGCGCCCUCGCGAUACUCCCGAAGUCUACGAAUCCGUUGUUUCCGAAUCGAGACAGUCCGAAUCUCCCCACAAUGUCCAUCAUAGAGCUAACUCAUUCUCGACAAUAUCUGAGCAACAAUCGGUGUCCGGGGUGGGGAAACGUGGCGAGCUGCGCAUUGUGAUUGAUAGAUCUGAGGACCGACCCAAAUCUGCAGAUGGGAAAUCGGGUAACACGGCUCUUGAGGUCCCUAUACCCCAUUACCGGCUCGGCUCACCACGAUUCAACACCGAGGGUAGCGCAGUCCUGCGCAGUUCCGUCUACACGCGAAAUUCAAUGUCUGAUAAUUUUCGGAAUUCGAGCUUCUUGGGUAGUAUGGCGGACCCUUUUCCGACGCAUCUUGCAAGCCCAUACUGCAGAGACUCUUUCUCUCGUCACCGGCCAUCUUUUGCGGUGUCCAUGUUUUCGGGGACUGCGGCCAUUGAUCUUAGUCGAGCUUCGCUAAUCCCCAGGAACUCUGUGGUAUAUGAGCUGAAAGGACCGGUGGAACCGUCUAUUUACGAAAACUUGGUAUCAGAUAUGGAUCGUGAGGCUGUUGUGCGGUAUAUUCCUAGCACUAAAGAUAUCAGUGCUGCUACACCCGCGCGUAUCGUUGCGCAGAUAUCUUCCGAGUCUUUCAUGGACUACGAGCUGGUGUCGGACUUCUUCCUCACCUUUCGAUCAUAUCUUUCACCGAGCCAUCUACUUGCUCUGCUUCUUGCACGGCUUCAAUGGGCGAUUAAUAGACUGCAGGAUGAUGGUCGUGUCAUUCGCAUUAGAACCUUUGCAGCUCUUCGUCACUGGAUUUUGAACUACUUUGUUGAUGACUUUAUCACGAACUAUGAUCUCCGGACCCACUUUUGUGAAACGAUCAACGUUUUAUAUCAGAAUGUGAAAUCCCGGAAGAACGGUGGCAUGAGCGAUCUGAAAAUUCUUCUAGAUUUGAAGCGGUGCUGGAACGGCAAGUGUUCGGUCUACUGGACCUCACCUGAGCUGUGUCGCGCAUGCAACGACCCGGACCGUCCCAUUGAGCCUGGAAGCGCCCAAAUCGAGCUUCCCAAAGAGGAUACCAACCAGCAAAGCUUAGCUGGCACGGUUCCUGAUGCAGACGCGAAUCUUCAUGACAGUCUACCCAACGCCGUGCAACAUGACCGGAACGACUCGGCUACGACUGUACAGAGUAUACCCUUCUCCACUAAAAGCGAUCAAAGCAUGCUAGCCUUGUCUUGUUCUCUACCUCCCAAAUCCCCGAGACGUUAUUCCAAUCCUUAUUUCAAGAGCAAGGGACCGCGACCAGUUCAACUGGGACUCACCAAAACCAGUUCUUCACAUGAACCUCCCCCCACGUCGCCGAUGCAUUCGCGCCACCCAUACCACGGCCACGGACAUAAAAGAAGCGGCAGUUUCUCCGAUUCAGUGCGGGAUGACCGAGUCCCCAUGUUUGGCAUGGAAGUUGGUUCUGGAGGCGCUAGAAUGCCGGAAAUAUUGGAUCCUGUCAGCUUUAUUCGCGGUGCGCUUUACCCUCCCGCGGAGACUUAUAUGACGAUGAUGGCACCCGAGUCGCCUCCGUUGGCACCGCCCUCAAACUCUUCGAAUCCAGAUCGUCGAAGUACACCGGAGGGAGGACCUAAACCAGCCACAUCCAACUCGGGCGUGAGGACGAUCAUUGGGUCGAUAAAACGUGCUCUCCACACCAGGAAUGGUGGUCAUAGUGUUUCUGCUCGGAUUGCCAAUGCCUCGGAUGCUAUCACGUUACCUUCCCGCGGCAAGACUUCGGCCAUGCCCAAUAAUGUUGCCCUGGGAUCUGAGUAUUACCGCGAGAGGAAAUUAGCUGCUGUGCCUAAGCGGCCUGCACGAAUUGACGUCCUCUGCGAGGAGGCUUUGAAGCAUUAUCGCCAGGCUAUGACCAACGAGACGGGGCAAGACACUCAACCGCCUGUCGAGACUUCCGGGCCCCAAGCAGAUUUGGACGAGUCUCCUCUCAAUGUGGCAGAUGCUUCUUCUCCCAAACCAUCCAGGACCAUCGAGUCAAAGAUCAAGAGUGGCUUGACCACUGGCAGCGGUUCUAUCGUGAUCGUCGAUGAUACCGGGUUUGACUUUAAUAACCCUACCAUGUCUGGUGGAUUGCCAGAACCCACGACAAAGAUCAUGGAUCAACAAAUUGAGUCUAGUUUUAACACAAAUGUUCUCUCAGGCCCUCUCUCCCAUGCUUCAACACAAGGAAAAGAUGGAUAUUUGCUUCCGAUCUAUUACAAUGAGCAACGAUCGGAACCAGCCGUCCAGCAACCACUUACAUUGCACACUCCUCAUCCUGCUUCACCAAGAAGAUCAUACUCCAACGAGGGCCAGUCAACUCCUCAAAACAGAAUCUCACUUUCCCUCCGCCUCCGAAAGUAUGCCUCUUUCCAGAGUGGAAUGUCAAGACACCGCCUUUCGAUGGGAAGCUCGGGCGGGAAAUCCGUUGGAUCAAGCAUCAUGCAAGAAUCCCCGGCCCACUCAUCCGGCCCCGCACUUCGCAGACGCCCUGGUGGGAACCUGCGGCAGAUUCAAUAUGCAGAUGAGCUCGAACCGGGCUCUGAUCGUCGUUCAUUUACUUCAUAUAAUGAAUCUCUCGCGGAGACUGUGACUACGACCGAGGAAGCGGCAUCGAGACCUCAGACAACCUUGAUCCCUCCGAACCCUCGCUAUUCUCUUGUUCAACCGAACCAGAACCGAGUCAGGCGCUCCUUUGAAUCUGCUCUUGCUCGCUUCGCGCAGAUUCCCGACGACGAUGAUGGAGGCAUUGAAUCCACCUUGUUGAAGCUUGAGGGUAAGUGGCCAGUUGAUAGGAGUUGCGGGACCGGAAACGAUCAGGCUGCUACUUCUCGUGGACAAUAUGCUGCGAACCGUGAAACUCCUGUGGCUGGAGUUGGAUACGAAAAGGCUAAAGAGUAUAUGACCCCGGAUUCACUUGCUCGGAGACGUCAGACGGACAAAUCAGCUUACUCCAUCGUGGGAGGCCGUCUUGCACCUCCCAGGCCCUAUUCAGACUCCGUGGGGGAAUCUGAAGAGUCUUACAACUCCACGCCUCUGUUGGAGCGUGGAUUGACGGAUGAAUCUAUGAAAGGGCCGCCAAUCAACUGGGCACCAAAUGCUGAUAGCUAUGGCACGCCUCUCAGUCUCAUCUCGAGUCGAGACACGUCCGAGCUGGCAUCCUCACACCCUUCAAUUCAAAUUGUGCGGGAGACCGACAGCAUUCGGCGCAUUCCUCGAGGUGCAACGGUCCCGGAGUCCUCGCCGCAGGACGACUGCCCAGAUACACCCAAGCGCUUGUCUGCUAUUUCUGUUGAUAUGAUAGAUUCACGCGAGGCUAUGGGUGGCCACCUAUCUGCUGAUACUGGCAGUCUGAUCGCGUCGACUGUCGAGAUCCCGCCUCAUCCUCUGGCGCAUCCUCCGUCUCCUCCCAUGACCAUCCAGCACACUGGAUCUUUUGGUUCUUGUGCCUCUCCAAUGGACAAGGUGCUGUUCCAGGACAAACCCCUUACACCCGAUACCUCUCCAAGACGCCGUGAUGUGGAGACUGCCGGCAUACAGCCAAGAAAUAUGCCAAACUUCUCGAGCAAUGUACUUGCCAAUUCCGAGAAUCAGCGGCAAAUCCCGAAUCCAAUCAACACGAGUGGUCCUGACCAUGUUCCAUUCGUUCUUGCGUGUGAAUCUCAAGUUCUUGCUCAGCAACUGACAUUGGUUGAGGUGGCUGCUCUGAGUGAGGUUGAUUGGCGCGACCUAGUCGAGAUGAAGUGGAACAGUAGUGCACAGUGUGUUGUCAGCUGGGCCCAGUUCCUCACUUCAGACGAACGCAAAGGCAUCGAUCUUGUCGUUGGCCGCUUCAACAUUAUGGUGAAAUGGGUUGUGUCUGAGAUUGUUUUGACUCAAGACAUUCACGAGCGGGCGCGCACUCUCGUCAAAUUCAUCCACACAGCAGUGCAUGCCCGUCGUAUGUGCAACUACGCCACGAUGCUGCAAAUCGCGAUUGCCUUGUCUUCCUCCGAUUGCACUCGGCUGCAAAGAACAUGGGAACUAGUCCCUUUGGAAGACAGACGUCUGUUCAAGGACAUGGAGUCCUUGAUCCAGCCGGUGCGCAACUUCAAUGACCUUCGGGUUGAGAUGGAGACAGCCAACCUGCAAGAAGGCUGCAUUCCCUUCAUUGGCCUAUAUGUGCAUGACCUCACCUACAACGCUCAGAAACCAGCGCAAAUCAAGAGCAGCGAAGGAGGAAUGCUCGUCAACUUUGAACGUUACCGCACUGCUGCGCGCAUUGUCAAGAGCCUGCUCCGUUUGAUUGAUGCCAGCACGAAGUAUCGAUUCGAGCCUGUACAAGGUAUUAUCGAACGCUGCCUGUGGAUUGCAUCCCUUUCUGAGGAUGAAAUUCAAGCUCGAAGCAAGCGGCUUGAAUGA
Molecule: messenger RNA, 4968 nt
Organism: Penicillium atrosanguineum
Lineage: Eukaryota; Fungi; Ascomycota; Eurotiomycetes; Eurotiales; Aspergillaceae
Product: mitotic regulator LTE1
Exons: 2
Coding region: 1-4968 (1655 amino acids)
Biological process (GO): positive regulation of GTPase activity; Ras protein signal transduction
Cellular component (GO): plasma membrane
Molecular function (GO): guanyl-nucleotide exchange factor activity
Source: RefSeq, a predicted model, not a curated record